AUGCUUGAUAUUCCUAUCUCUGCUCUCAAUUUUCCUCAUUUACCUUUUCCAUUUGAGGAUGUUGUGAAACAGACAUGUUUAAAAAAUCGAUUCAUUGAAGGAAUGGUGAGUUGGGGAAUAGAACGAGUUAAGGCAGCAAAACGAAACAAAAAAAGUGAAAGGAGGAAAUACAAAUGA
This is a messenger RNA of Trypanosoma brucei brucei TREU927, 177 nucleotides long. RefSeq lists its product as hypothetical. The transcript has a single exon. Bases 1 to 177 code for a protein of 58 amino acids. NCBI's taxonomy places the organism in Eukaryota, Euglenozoa, Kinetoplastea, Trypanosomatida, Trypanosomatidae. The record is from RefSeq and is a predicted model, not a curated record.